Messenger RNA from Polistes canadensis, 4325 nucleotides. It is a transcript of the gene scaf6, whose product is annotated as calcium homeostasis endoplasmic reticulum protein. Gene Ontology annotation, molecular function: RNA binding. The coding region runs from base 854 to 3088 and encodes 744 amino acids. Gene Ontology annotation, cellular component: perinuclear region of cytoplasm. Lineage: Eukaryota; Metazoa; Arthropoda; Insecta; Hymenoptera; Vespidae. The record is from RefSeq and is a predicted model, not a curated record. Gene Ontology annotation, biological process: intracellular calcium ion homeostasis; RNA processing. The transcript is spliced from 8 exons.
AAAUUAAAGUAAAAAUGGCGAUUUGUAGCGUCUUGUGUCCACUGUGAGUAGAUAAUGUUUUUCGGAGGAAAGUUCCGAUCGUAUAAAAAAGAAGGUCCAAUUUUGUAAAAGCAACUUUAAUUAUUUAAUUUGGAAGAGUACUCGAAAGAAGUCGCUAUAAUGGACCAAGCACCUACAGAUACAGAGUUACGGAACAUCAUUGACAAACUGGCACAGUUUGUCGCCCGCAAUGGACCGGAGUUCGAGCAGAUGACCAAAAACAAGCAGAAGGACAACCCUAAGUUUGGUUUCUUGUUUGGCGGGGAACACUUCAACUACUAUCAGUACAAAGUGACUACAGAGCAAGCCAGUAAGUGGGAUACAGCCCCUUAACAGCUACCAACAAUUGAGAAGCAUAAAGGCCAUGCUUUAUUCAACAACAAGGAAUGAGUUUGACCAAAAAAAAAUAUAUAUAUAUGUAUAAAAAUAAAUCAAAGUAAUAAUAUUAAUAAUAUUAAUAUAAAAAAAUAAGAGAUACGGUUGAAAGGGUCUCUGAAUUCAUCGUACAAUUAAUCAUCAAAUGUGAGCACUUGGUUUCAAGAUUUUGGGAUUGCUAUUUGUUAAGCAGAAUGCUUUUGCUAAAGACAUCUUGUAUUCCUCGACAAUGGCGAUUUUGAGAAGAAUUAGUUUUAAGAUUCUUACUGGAACUUAUCUAAUACGGAGUACAUUGUCGGUGUAAAGCUUAAAUCUAUGUGGGAGGUAUAAAUAAUCCCAUAUAAUGUAUAUACCCUGUAAAGCCCUUGUAAUAUAGAAAUAUAAAAACAGGGAAAAGAAUAUAGUGCUCCCAAAAGACUUACCGGAUUUUUUUGAUUAUAUGUAUACUUCUCUAAUAAACCCGCCAAGAAUUAAAUUAUGCACCGUUUUAAAGCAAAAAGGAAUAAAUCCAAUGCAAAAUGCAGACCCACGUUUAAACGUUUCGCAGCAGCAGCAAACAGCCGCUACCGCCACCCAGUCGCUGAAUAACGUCAAUCUAACGUCUGGCCUAAAUACUCAGAACAAUGGAUUAAAUCCGGUAGUUGGAAUUGGGCCAGUGGGAAAUUCAGCUGGUACAGUGAUACCAGGUGUACCCGGACAAAUUGGAGGACCAACUAAUACCGGACCACCAAUUGGAUCGGUACCGUCUGCCAUGGGAGGUGUAAACCCACCUAUAGGUGGAGUCACACCAGCGGUUAACAUCGGUGGCCCACCGGCAUGGCUUCAAACAGAACUGGCCAAUCUUCAAUCACAACAAACGACUCUGCAGGAACAAGUUAGACAAUCGGAACAAAAUCUUGCUGCUCAACAUGCUGCAUUGAUGGCUCAACAACAAGGCAGAGUCGAGGAUGCAGUUAGACAAGCUCAAGAAACAGCUCUGCAAAAUAAUGCUCAAACUACCAACACUGAUCUUACAGCAUUUGAUACUGUUUUGCAACCCAUUAUCGAUAGCUGUACCAAAGACAGCAUAAGCGCAGGAAAAGCUUGGAUUCUUCAAAAUUCUGUUACGCCACAAAGCAAUCAAGUUGUUGCUGAUCAUUUAUUAAAAAAAGUUAUCCAAGGAUCGACAUUUAGCCAUAAACUACACAUUAUAUAUUUGGUAAACGAUGUCUUGCAUCAUUGCGCUAGAAAAAAAUCUAUGGAUCUUCGAAAGGCGAUGGAAAGUGUAGUUGUACCCAUGUUCUGUAAUACUUCAUUAGCCGCAUCUGAAGAGCAACUUAACAAGCUUAAUAAAUUAUUAAGCCUUUGGGAAUCAAAGAAUAAUUACUUUGACGAAGGAAUUAUAGAUAAAUUGAAACAACCCAGUGCAUCAUGGUCAGAAUACCAAGCUAAUUUAGUAUCUCAACAUGCCAGUGCUAUUACUCCUAUCACAACUUCAACAAAACAAACAUUUGACAAUUAUCAAGCCCAACAUCAAGCAUUCGUUACGCAUGCUUUAAGACAAAUUCAAAAUAUUGAACAGCAAAAAAUUGCAAUCGAUCAGCAACUAAAAGCACCACCUCCACAACUGAAUCAACAGAACAUGGCACUACCACCUAAUCACACUGGUCCCAGCGGACCAAUGGGUAGCGAUGUUAACUUUAGUCAACCCCCACCUGGUUGGGGUGUACCACCAGGAAAUGAACCACCACCAUUCUCGAAUGUUCCUUUACCAGAUUUUUCUAAACCACCGCCAGGAUUCGGUCCACCGCCUGUCAUUCACGAACCAUCCGUCGAAGAUCUGAUGCCCAGCAUGCCAUACUUUGAAUUGCCUGCUGGUUUGAUGGUCCCCCUCAUCAAACUUGAAGAUGGAGAAUACAAACCAUUAGAUCCUGAUGCUAUCAGACUUCCACCACCUGCACCACCCAGUGAUCGAUUGGUUGCUGCUGUAGAAGCUUUUUAUGCACCUCCAAAUCACGAUUCACCGAGAGACAGCGAUGGAUGGGAGAAACUUGGUCUCUACGAAUAUUACAAAGCAAAGAAUUUAGCGCGCAAACGCAAAGAAGAAGACAUUGUAGCUGGAAUUAGACAAAAAUCAAAAUCACCCUCGCCCAUUUUAAGGCCAAGAUCAAAAAGUCCUAGUCCUCCAAAGAAACGUUACAGAAGUAAAUCUCGUAGCAGAUCGCGAUCGAGGUCAAGGGGUAGGAGUAGAUCGCGAUCACCAACGACGAAUCAUAGACGGAAUAGUCGCAACAGUAAUCAUAAUACUAGAAGUCGUAGAAGAAGAAACAGCAAUAAGGAUCGAAGUCCUGAUAGAAGAUUAGACAGACAGGAUCGCAGUCCAACUCCUCCAAGUUUUCUUGGAUCAACAUAUAGCAAAGCUCCGCAAGAGAUAAGUCUCGAUGAAAGUAAUAAAGGACACCAGUUGUUAAAAAAAAUGGGCUGGGCUGGUGCUGGAUUAGGUGCUAACGAACAAGGUAUCGAGGCUCCUAUAUCGGGAGGUGAAAUUCGAGAUAAAAAUGACCAAUACAAAGGAGUCGGUAUUAAUUUAAACGAUCCGUACGAAAAUUUUCGUAAGAGCAAAGGACAAGCGUUCAUAACUAGAAUGAAAGCAAGAGCGGAGGAACGUGCCGAGGAAAGGGGAGAACGGGACUGAAUAUACCAAUAAGAUGAAAAUAAGGUGAUAUCAGGACAAAAUGAAAGAGAUAGGCGUAUUAUCGAGAGUAACAAAAAGAAAAAGAAAGAAAAUCUUGGCGUCGAAAACAGAUCGACACAAUUUGUCAACGAUUUCUUCUAUUGUUCUGCCUAUGAGGGCUGAAUUUCAAUACACUUGUUCAUACCAAUUAUUAAAUUCUACUAAUAAAUCAUUUACUUUUACAAGUAAAAGACUUAGUCAUUAAUCCUUUCGUUAUGGCAUGCUUUGACGCGAAUAUCCUUUCAUAUAAAUUCACCAUCAUUCCAUGUUACGAUCCCUAUAUGAAUCAGUCGGUUGGUCAUUCAUACGGGGAUCUUACUUGAACGACUCGUAUAUGAGUCGCUAAUAACGAAAGGGUUAAUGAUUGACAUAUUUUACUUUACAAUUAAUUCGAAUUAUGAAAGAGGAUUUUAUAAUUUAAUUAUAAAAGAUAUUUAGAUUUUUUUAGAAAUUAAUUUUACAAAUUUUAAUUUACUAUAUUAAUUGAUACAUAUAUUUUAUUGUAUAUAUUUGUGUUUCCAUGAAAAUUGUGUCUAUCUUUUUUGUAAGCCCUAUGAUAUAUCAUUUCAAUUUGUCUAUAACCGUCGGUUGUUACAAAAAAUAAUUUCUAUGCAUCAAAAGUGACGACAUAUAAUAUAAUUUAUAAUUAUUCAUAAAUUUGUAAGAAAACUAACAACACACAACAAAAUAGUAAAUGAUAAAAUUGAUUACAUAUUCGUUCGCAUGUUGUUUUUUUUCUUUAUUUCUACAUUUAAGGAAAUUCUUUAACAUAGGCAUAUUGCAAUUGUAUAUUUCUUUGAAAAGAAACUAUUAAUCAAAUGAUUCAUUUGUUAAACCGAAUUUCCGAUUGUAAGAAAAGAUUAGUGCGUUUAAAUGUCGAGAAGAUCUUAAUGAAAGAAAUCUCUGUAAAGUAAGCAAGUUUAAUAGUGAGAAAGGAUUUUUAUGGCAACAUUAUGAAUGUAUACAAUAUGUGACAGAAAAAACCCUACUCUACAGUUUGCCCCGCCUAAAAAGUUCAUCGUUCUCGAAAGCAAACUCGAGCAAAUUUUGCGCUCUUAACGAGCAUAUUAAAAAGAAAAAAAAAUAAAUGAGAGUACAACCGUCGUGCAGCCAAGUACAUGUGACUAUUCUGCAUGAAACUCGACGUUAAGUACUUGUAUUGAGUAAGUUAAUAAAUAAUAAUUAUAUUAAAUAUAUA